CGCCGGCGCAUAGAGAUGACGUAUCGAGAGCCGCUGCCCCUUCCAGCCCUCAGCCCCGCCCAAAGUGCAGGCAGUUGGAUGAUGUCAUCAGCCCCGCCUUACGGGCUAGAAACGUUAGCGGAGACCAUAUCACCUGUGUCUGCCCGUGGGCUAAGGGCACGUGGCUGCGGGGAGCCAAUGAGCGUGCGUCAGGAGGAAGUUGGACCCACAAUGGUUGGAGAUGAACAUUCUGAUCAACAUCUGAUGGACUACCUGGGUGCCAUUAAAAGGAAUGUGCUGGGGAACCAUUUCUGGGAGUACUACGUGAAUGAUGCACCCCGUAUCGUGUUGGACAAGCUGGAGAAAUAUGGCUACCGAGUGGUCAGCAUGACAGGGGUGGGCCAGACCCUGGUUUGGUGUCUCCACAAGGAGUAGCAUGGAAGACUGUAGUGUUCCACCUGACAAGACAUUGCUGUGGAUCAUCUAGCACAGGACUGGCAUUGAGCUUCCCCAUUAAUUAAUCCAUUUUUGUCCCAGUUUCCAGGCACACUCAAGGGAAGUGCUGUAUAGUCAAAAGUUCACAUAAUGGAAAACUACCAUCAAUGCCAUUAGAUGAGCUCUAAGGGGAGGCAGAGGUGCCCACUCAAUUCUAAGGGUAAAUCAAGCAUGAAUCCUUUGGAGAUUGGAUGGCUCCUCCUAAGUAUUUGUCUGAAUGGCAGUCUGGGAAAUGCCAGAACUUUAAGUGUUAAUCUUGCCCAUUCAGUAAGUGAGUGAAGUCAAGCACUAGCCUGGUUUUGCCCCUGGAGAAGUUAAUCACUGAUCUUUUUGCUCAUGAAGCCACCAUUUAAAUGCAGCCCCUGCUCAGUCCUCAGAGUAGGUCAAGUAUAGAUUACUUGUUGCAAUCUCCCUUGAAAGGUAAGAAUAGGCUGCCAGACACUGACCCGGUCCUUGCUAUUUGAACAAGCUCCCCUUAGCAUUGAGAACAGUUUGAACAUUGACUCUCAAGUGGGAUUAUGGUUGGCGUGAGCAGACAUUGUCCUGGUCAGCCCUGAGACUGCCAUUCCAGUGUAUAACAUGGUCUUUGAAAUAUCUUUAGAGAAUUACAUCACUGGAGAAAGGUCCUGUGAAUAUUUCAGGUAUUGGCUGUGUAAUCUCACCAACUGCAUAUAAUUCCUGGAUUGAUUUGUACUGAUCAGUUCCUACUGUAGCUGAUAAGUAAUAAAGAAUUAAUAUAAAGAGACUGUGUGAUUUCCGUCCAUGGGCUACUUUCUGCAGCAGUCAGAUGUUUUGACUGGAGAAGCUAUAUGAAAAACUUCUGCUCCUGUGUAAAAAAUUCAAGACCUAAUCCUGACAGAUGUUGAGCAGCUACCACUCUUAAAUCUGUGGGAGCUGCAUUUUGUUAGCACCGCUCAGAAAAAGGUCCUCAGUUACAGGGCAGCUACUGUUUUCAAGUCUAGAUUAGGUGACAGCCAUCUCUCCCUUCCAUCAAAAGACUGUGUGGAUGCUGAGUGUUAGCCCUGUCCACUUUCCAAGAAAAUAUUCCCGCAAGGUUUUUAAAAAAGGAGGUUUAUUGACUUAAUUUAAGAAAACAAGUUUUUAGCUGAAAGACAGGGGAGAGAAUACGUAUUCCACCAUGCUAUGUAUGUGACUCUUCCUCGUCUUCCCGUUUGAGCUGCUCAAUCAGCUGCUGUCGCUCAGCCGCUUGGCGCAUCCGCAUCAUAACCAAACUUUCAUAAUCCCGCUCCGA
Molecule: messenger RNA, 1726 nt
Organism: Mauremys reevesii (Reeves's turtle)
Lineage: Eukaryota; Metazoa; Chordata; Testudines; Geoemydidae
Gene: GCHFR
Product: GTP cyclohydrolase I feedback regulator
Biological process (GO): negative regulation of biosynthetic process
Cellular component (GO): nucleus; cytoplasm
Molecular function (GO): GTP cyclohydrolase binding
Source: RefSeq, a predicted model, not a curated record